Chelonus insularis is the source of this 4546-nucleotide messenger RNA. It is a transcript of the gene RhoGAP93B, whose product is annotated as MyTH4 and RhoGAP_KIAA1688 domain-containing protein RhoGAP93B. The transcript is spliced from 10 exons. Gene Ontology annotation, biological process: signal transduction. Gene Ontology annotation, cellular component: cytoskeleton; cytoplasm. The record is from RefSeq and is a predicted model, not a curated record. Gene Ontology annotation, molecular function: protein binding; GTPase activator activity. Bases 666 to 4418 code for a protein of 1250 amino acids. Lineage: Eukaryota; Metazoa; Arthropoda; Insecta; Hymenoptera; Braconidae.
AUUUUAUUAUUUUCUAACUGAAAGAAGUACAAUACACAACUAAACAUUGUAUUUUUUGUUGAAAGAGCAUGCAGAUAAUUACGUCUGUAACUGUAGCUUGAAAUAGCGCAAGUGCCAAACUGUCGCAUAGCUGAUUGUAGUUACAGUAGUCCGAGGAGCGGCGUCGAGUAGCCGCGAAUCGUGAUAUCAUAUUCUUUUAUAUUCGAAUUUUUUACUUUUCUGUUCACCACUCCCUCCUACAUUAAUGUAUCAUCAUUGGUUUACUUAUUUCACUUACAAUAAAAUUUAUCUCAAGUAUUAUCAUUGCUUCCCAUUGACAAUUAGCCUUUGAGGAUGUGACUGUUUGAUUGAUGUUAGCUCGUGAUUGGUUUUCAGAAAGAUGGCCGCCAGUGAUUCUUCCACAAUUGUGUCGUUUCACAAGAUAAAGGAAGCAUUUUGUAAUAAAGAAAAAUAUUUAGCUACACGUCAAUUAUUCUUUUAUCUUUUAUGCUAAUAAAUGAAUUAUCAUAAUAAGUGAAAGAUCAUUAAAAGUAAAAAGUGACGUUUGUGAAAGUGGACCGAGAGGGCAAGUUAAAAACCUUUAUUGCUCUACUCACCUUUAAUAUUUAUUUCUCACUAAAUUUCAUCACGAAAUUAAAUCCAAAGGAUUAACAAAAAAAUAUUUAAUGGCCAUGGCAUCAGAAAGCAGAAUGGAGUGGGUAGAGAUAAUCGAGCCGCGAACCAAAGAGCACAUGUAUGCCAAUUUAACGACCGGUGAAUGUGUAUGGGAUCCACCGCCAGGAGUUCCUGUAAAGAAGACGGACAAUAAUCAAUGGUGGGAAUUAUUCGAUCAACAGACUUCGCGAUUUUAUUAUUAUAAUGCAACAUCUCAAAAAACUGUCUGGCAUCGACCUACAGACUGUGAUAUUAUACCAUUGGCUAAAUUACAGACGUUAAAGCAAAAUACAGAACCGGCAGUUAGUAGUAGCUCAGGUAAUGGUACUUCAGGAACAGAUGUUACAACGGUUGAACCGAGGAAGAAAGAAUUAGUAUCUACACAAACACAAACUACUCCAAUAGGACGGUCAUCUCGUUAUGAUCAUCAAGAAAGUUCAAGUUUAUCUGCAUCAAUGAAAUCUGGUGGUGGUGCAUGUAAGCCUCGUAGCUCAGGAAUCAGUACUGAUCCACAAUUAUCACCUCCAUCACCUUCUCCUUCUUCAAGGAGACAACAUCAUCACCAUCAUCACCAUCAUCAUCAUCAUCAGCACAAUAAUAGGCAUAAUCAUCGACAUCAUGAACAACCAUCAUCACGAAGGCAUCAUAAUCAUUCACAAGACUCAGGACGCUCGAGUGACAGUUCUGCAUCACAUAGUCGUACAUCUCUUGAAUCACCCGCUGCUGCAUAUAGGUUGCUAGAAUCCCCGCAUCGACAUCAUCAACGCUCUAACAUACUCCAGUUACCAACAAGCUCUUCUAAUCGUACUCAUAGCACUCCUACAGGCAGUGCACUAGAAUCGAGAUCACACAAGAGUGGAACUCUUGAAAAUGUGAAGAAUCAGAAAAGUACGCCAAUGCCAGGAGAACCUCCACCUCUUGGUCUUUCUCUUUCAACAAGUACGCCGCUGUUUAAAAAAAAAUCAUUUGUAGAGCAUCAAUCGUCAAAUCAGAGAGAGGGAAGAAGCGUGACAAGCACAGAGUCCGAUAAAAGUAGAAAUGGAGGUCGAGAGAGUAGUCGUGGAUCGUAUGGACCCGAGCCAAGUACUUCACCGUACCGAGAGUCUGCUAUUGACUCAAAAACUUUUCGUCAAGAGAUGCCUCCUUACCGCCCGCCCGAGAUUCCACCGUCACAUAGUUGUAAAGCUCAGAAUGACAAAUUUGGUUCACUCAUAGAGUCUGCUAAUCGUUAUCACAGAGAUCGAGAACGAGAAUCGUAUCAUAGAGAUAGAGUUAAUAGCCUUGAAAAGAGUAAUAUUCCUGGAGGUUUCUAUCCAGGUGCUCUUCACUCGCGAAAUCUCAAUAAAUCUGAUCUUACUGCUUCUAAUAUUUGCGGUAGUAAUGUAGGUAGUAUUGGAAGAAGACAUCAUGGUUGUGCUGCUUCGUUAUCAGAAGCAAAUGUUCGAGAUGUCUAUAGUGCUAUGCUAGCCGGUAGAAAUGAAUCUGGUAAAAAUUUAUCCAGAACUAAUAUACCUCAUGGUAAUAUGUCAAAACAAAGGAGCUUUGAAGUAUCUGAACGAAGUAAAGAUAAAGAUUGGGAACGAGAUAAAGAUAGAGAUGACUAUGGGAGAACAAAGUGCAAUAAUUUUAUGGAAAGUACGCAACAAGCCCUCGCCCGAAGCUAUAGUUUUGUACAACAACAAAAAUUACAACAACAAAUGAUGAGGAGACGUGAUAGAGAUGAUGAUUCGAUGCAUGAACGUUAUUUGGUGAGCCAAAGUCAUCAUGAUCAUUCAAGGCAUAGACUCGGCAGCAAUUCAAGCAGUAGUAAUAGUAGUAAUAGUAGUAGUAACAGUGCAAUCGGUGAUGAUCUUGGUGGGCAGGUUGAGGAAGAAGAUGAUUCAAGAAAAAAACGAAGCAAUGGUAAUCCUAGUCCACCAGCAUCGCCUUAUUAUGGAAAUUUACUAGUCGAUGCUGAUCAUUUAUUACCGCUUCAACAUUAUAUUCUUCAACAAGCUAAACUUUCUGGUUGUUAUAAAUUCGGAGAUCCUUUAUUAACAGAAGAAGGGGAUGAUUCUCUGGAUGAAGAUGGAGGACGAGAAAUUGACGAUGGAGGAGAUGGUGGAAUUGGAAGUAGAGGAGAUGAUGAUUCUGAUGAUCAAUUUGCUGAUGAUGAAGCUGCAAGUAAUCAAGGUGAUUCUUCCAGUCAAGAAUAUCUUGAAGAUCACUACGCAGAUCUUGGGAAUUAUGAUACAGCAGGCUUGGCAACGUACUAUAAUACAACAGAAACACUUACAAGAUCCCACGGGGCAAGUUCUACUCAAGCAACAUUACCAUCUACUGCACCUUUAGCACCAACAACUCCACAAACUGGAUCUACAAUCUCCUCACACACGGAAGUUAGAGAUAGUAGCACUGUCGGAGCCAGUCCAAGACCAACUUCUCUUCCUGCAUCUACAGCUUUUACGAGCCUAGUCAAGAGUUAUGAUAUAGCAGAUGGCGACGAUGGACGUCGUGAUGAUUCAACGGGCGGUGGUGAUAUUGAAAAAUACGCACAAGAUAAUCUUAAUUUAAAUUGUGGCAGGCCCAAAGGUUUAAGACUUUUAUUUCGAAAAAAAUUCAGUGUUCGCGAUAUUCUAAGUUGGUCGAAGGAUCCUAUUCCAAGACCAAUGCUUAAUGUUGUUGAAGGUGAAAAGUUAUUGAAGAGAGAGGCUUGCAAUUUAUUUCGACUUGUUCAAGUGUACAUGGGUGAUAGAAAAGCCAAUGUAGGAAUGACACUAGAUGGUGUAGCUACAGAAAUAAUUAAUACAGUCUUCUCAAAACCACCUCUUCGUGAUGAAUUAUAUGUACAAAUAUGUCGGCAAACAACUGAAAAUCCACGAAAAGAAAGUCUAAGAAGAGGAUGGGAAUUAAUGGCUGUAUGUUUAGCUUUUGUUCCUCCUAGUGCAACUUUUGAGCCUUAUCUUGAAGGAUAUAUGAAUAGACAUCGUGAUCCUAAUUUCCAAUUUCCUGAAGUAGCUAAAUGGCCGAUUCAUGUACAAGUUAGUCAUUAUGCAACCGUUGCUUGUCGACGAUUACAACGUAUUGGUGCGCAUGGUAAACGACAGCCACGUAAAGCCACUAUUGAAGACAUUGAUCAAGCUCGGAUUCAAAUAUUUCGAGCUUCAAUGUUUGGCGCAACUCUCUCUGAAGUAAUGGCACUUCAAAAAGAUCGUUUUCCGCAAAGAGAUUUGCCGUGGGUACAGACUACUUUGACUCGCCAGGUACUUAUGAGAGGAGGAACCAUGACAGAGGGAAUUUUCCGUGUAUCUGCAGAUGCUGAUGAGGUCAGCGCACUUAAAUCUUGUCUAGAUAGAUUUGAAGAUGGUACCAAUCUAGCGGCUUCUCAAGAUGCUCAUGCUCCUGCUUCACUUUUAAAAUUAUGGGUUCGAGAAUUAUAUGAACCUUUAAUACCCGAUAUUUUUUACAUUGAAUGUGUAUCAAUGCGUCAUGACGAGAGUGAAACUGCAUCUACUAAUGCUGCAGCAAUUAUUGAAAGACUUCCAGAUCUUAAUCGACGUGUACUUUGUCAUCUUAUUCGUUUCCUUCAGAUUUUUGCUAGAUCAGAUGUGGUUGCACGUACUAAAAUGGAUGCAAACAAUCUUGCUAUGGUAAUGGCACCAAAUAUAUUACGUUGUACCUCUCAGGAUCCGCGGGUGAUUUUGGAGAAUGCCCGCAAAGAAAUGGCUUUUGUACGCAUAUUAAUUGAAUCAUUGGAGACAGCUUGGGUUGAUGAUCUCCACUGACCAAGUCGUUGUCGUUAAACACUCUGCACCCUACAUUCUAUGCCAAAAAAUACAAAUCCACUGUAAAUUAAUGUUAAUUAAUUAGCGUAUAAUUCUUGUUUUUUUUAUAUAUAUAUUUUUUAUCGUUA